GCGGCCCCUCCGGCUCGCCGUCGUCUCCCGGCGUGCUGAGCGCUGCGCCGGCCCCUUGUGUGGCGGCGCGAUGGCGGCCCCGUCCCAGGCUUCGGACCUGUUUGAUGAGAUCGUGAUGGCCGAUGACAGGUUUCACGGGGAGGGAUACCAGGAGGGGUACGCCGAGGGCAGCCAGGCAGGGGCUGCUGAGGGGCGGAGGUGCGGCGGCCUGCAUGGCGCCAAGAUCGGCGCUGAGAUUGGCAGCUACCUUGGAUUUGCACUGACCUGGCAGCGUCUGCUCCCAAAAUGUACAGAUGAAAAGAACAGUAAAAAGAUAAGGGCUCUGGAUUCAUUAAUAGGAAUGAUUCAGAAGUUCCCAUAUGAAGACCCCACUUAUGAAAAGCUUCAAGAUGAUCUGGAAAAAAUCAGAGGAAAAUUUAAACAGCUCGUGCCAGGUCAGUCAGAGAGAGCAGAGGUAAUCAAGGUCUGAUUUGAGUGGGCAGCCUUUGGCUUUCAGGUAGGCCUCACCAUAUGACAGACAUUUUAGUUGGGAACGUCGUUCCGUAGCUGUGCCCUAAUCUAUACUUCGAAUAUGACAGGAGUGUAACUUUCUAUUUGUCUUUAAGUGAAUGUGCAGGCUUGGUGUUGUUUCGAGAUGGGUUGCUACACUGAGAUGGGUUCUUUACCUGAAAUGAAAACUAAGUGUUGCAUUUCUUCAAAGAUAUUAUAAAUGAAAAGGUAGCAUAAGCCAUAAGUAAAAUGAGAACAGAGGUGAAAUCCACACAGAUGGAUUCUUUUUUUCAUACAGUGUAAGUGAGAAGACCUCUAGCAGCACUAAAUACAACCUCCACAACCCAGAGAGGGAGAUUGGAAAGGUAAAAACUAUUUUUGGAAUUAAUCUGUGUACUGUAGGUAUUGCUCCCCCAAAACAGGAGCUGUUCAGGGUAGGAAUUGAUCCUCUGCAGAGCGUUGGUUUUUGUUUUCAGGAGUUGGCUGGAAGUGCUGUGUACAGCCUGGACCCCAGAAGCUGUCCCUGUACUGCGGGGUGGUGCUUCUGCAGCAGCAAAGCCCACGCAGAGUUCAGAUGCUGCAUGCAUGCCUUGUUCGUGGUACACUGAGAGCACCCAGUCUUUCUGCCAGCAGUUUUCUCUUUAAGUAAGAGUAUUUGUAAAAACUGUGGCUGGAAAUAUUUGGCAGUUUUUUCGUAUGGCUGUGGAGGUGCUAACGGGAUCACUGAGUAACUGGUUUUCUCAUCAGAUUUCUAAAAAAGCAAAAAAGAGAACUUUCACCUUGCUCCUUGAGCCUAAAGAGCAAAUUCAGAAGUCUAGCAAGCCUUAUGCUAGCAGUGCAAUCCAGUUAACAAAUAUGCAGUCAUUGUUUGAUCUUAAUUUUGUGGGGAACUCAAAAGCUAAAUGGGAAUCAUGUUUGCCAUGCCACUGCAACUACCUAUGUCAGUUAUACUGCUGGGAUCAUAAAAUCACCAUGUUUGUCUGAAAAAGAUACAUUUCCCAUUAAGAGAUGUUGAUGGGAUUCCAUUGAAAUGCCAUCAUUUGUAGUUUUACUACCUUUGUCCCAUUGUAGCUUUUCAGUGACACUACUAGGAAUCUUACCAGAGCAUCCUGCUUGGGUCAUUCCUGUGGCUCUCCUGAAACAGUAGCUCCAAGCUUCUCUUUCUCCUUUAUCUGGAGUUUUCCAUCCCUUUAAAUGCCAGUAUGCUUCCACAUAAGUGGAUUUCCAGUUUCUGCAUUUAAUGGACCCUGCUUAUUCUUUAAUAAAGAAUGUGUGAUGUUAAUAUUCAUAAAAGAUACGAGUUUGCCAGUCUGAAUUCAGCAAUGGAAUUGGUGUUUUUGGAGAUCUUUUGGAUGUUUUCUGUGUGUGCUUCUCCAUCUGAUGUAAUAAAGUAUUUUUCCUUUUAAUGAGCAAGAGCGCAGCCUAGCUGAAUGUGCAUAUUUUUUACAGCCUAUAGUAAAUUGUUUUUCUUGCUACAUUCUUGUCAUCCUGCCCUUUUCAAUGUGAAUAAUACAUUUGAAUUUAGUAGGCUGCAUUCAGAAAUGAUGCUUAAGAGAAAGAAAAUGUAAAUAGCAGAGCUGACAGUCACGACUUAAACCUACUAAAGUAACAGAAUAUCUGAUUUUAUAGUGUAAAACAUCAUAGAAAAGGCAAAAACCACUUAACACGUUCAACAGAAAGCAGGUUGAAAUUUCUCUUUUUUUUUUUUUUUUUUCCCCCCAGCAAAAAGCUGUUUGUCCCAAAUCAGGAUCCUAAGUAUGUCCUCCCUCAAAACAUAUCAGUGAAUGCACUAGGACAGACUGAUUUUGCACUAGACUGUGUGUAACAGUUGUCAGCAGCUUUCACUGUAGCCUCGUUUGCAGUAGUUACUGCAUAGAAAAGGUUGUGACGUGCAGUUUAGUCACUGGGAAGCUCAUAAAGCAGAUACCAGACUUGUCAUCCAGGGAGACUUGACAUUUCAGGUGAGUUGAUACUUCUAAUGCAGUAAUUGACAUCACGUUCUCCUCUCAUUCUCCAUAGUCAGUAUAUAGAUAGGAAGUGUGAUUGUUCUCCACAAAGAAUAAUCUGUUGCUGCUGUGCCCAGCUCUUGCAAUUGGCAACACGCAUCCUGUUUUCAGAGAGGCACCUUGGAGAAGGAAUUGGCAAACAGGUAGUAAGUUUUUCUCAUUUUGUAAUCGUACCUCAUUACUGUUGUAUUUCCUUCUCGAGUUCUUUUUUUGUGUAUUUUAGCAGGCUUUUAAUUUUUUCUGUAUUAAUUCCUCAUUAUCUCUGAUACCAGUAACCAGCAAAAGCUCUCUAGGAGGCGGGGGGAAGGAAGAGACUGCUGAUUUUAACUUGGCUGUUUUUAAAACAAACCCUUUCUGUAAAUGCGUUGCCAGGCACAAAACCAUACAGUGAGCAACACUGACAAGCAUAACUGAGUGCCAGUCACCUGCCCACUUCUAAGAACACCUGCUUUCCUGAAGCAGUGAUAAAAAUGUUAGCGUUGCAAUUAUUAAAGCCCAGUCAGAAUGAGAGUGGUGUGGCUCAUUUGUUACAUGACACAGUUACUACCAUUCUGCAUGUGUGAAAGUAAUAAAACGACACAACAAGCAGGCACUGGGUUUUACCAAUUUUAUUUCUAGACUUUAGUGUUGUUUUUUUUUUGUUUGUUUUUUUUUUGUUUUUUUGUUUUUUGCUGGAAACUUGUCUGUUACAGGUCUGUUGGUGAAAAUGUGCAUUUCAGACCAGUGAUGCCAAUAAGUACAAUAUAAAAAUGUACAAAUCUGAAUUGCUUGCUUACUACAGAUUGUUAUAACAACGUGACAAACAAAGCAUCUCUGUUGGCACAUGAACCCACGUAUCUGGAUUUGGCAUUUCAGUACAUACAAUAUGGAAAGAAAUUUGCAGUACACACUGCCACUCAGUGUAACACGUAACAUAACCAACAACCACUAACUCAGUAAUCAUGUUUGGUUCAGAGACACAGAGAUGCCACAAACAGAAGUGUUUUAUGAGGUAAGCAGUAAGAAAUGUUCCUGAAAUUUGGACAGAAUGUAUCCAGUCCUCCUGGGUCCUGCGACUGCUAGUAGCAUUGCAAUGCUCUGUUUAUGCACUUUGUAGGGUCUUAACUGCAUUUGCCUCAAAAGAGUUCUAAUUCUGUUUUGGUUUAGCAGCAUACAGGCAACAGCUAGAUUAUUCUUCAGCAUACAACUCUGUUAGCUGGCUUAUUAAUGAGAUUUACAGGCUUUUUAAAUUAGCAUUAUGCUAUAAUUAACAAAAAAAAAAAAUUAAAAAAAAAAAAAAACAAAACAAAAACUAAAAAAAAAAAAACCAACAAACAACCCUAGUAUAUCAUAACAGAUUAAACACACAAAAUACUUAAGAGUUCCAGAAGAUAACCUAUCACACCAAGUGAUGGAUCCCAACUGACGGGAACCACAUCAGGUGGCAUACAAAAGUUAUAUUAUAAUGCACCUUUCAUAUAUCAAUGUGGCUAAUAACACAGCUUAGAACUACUAUGAUAAUAAACCCCAGAUCAGACAAAGAAUCCAGCUUUAUAAAAUGUGUAACAACAAAAAGCGACAUUACUGAUCUCCUGAAAUGUCUGCUGUCUUUAAAUCAAUGCAACCUAGUUGCAAAUCGCGAGACCCAUUCAGAACAACGUUCGAUGCAUUUCCAUUUGCAGUAGAACUAUGAGGCACUGUGUACGAACAUUAAAACCUGGUCUAGACAUGGUUAACUGAAGUAUGAGGUAUUGUGAAACAGGAACCUUUUUGGAAUAGAGCAGUAAUCACAUUAAGUAAAAAUUGAUCACAUAAAAAAUCUACAAAAAAAAAAAAAAUGAUGUCAAUAAUAUAAUUUUCUAUGAGAAAAUUAAAACCUAUAACAUGGCAGUAUAUGACAUUGUAUAACAAAAAAAAAAAAAAAAAAAAAACUGAUCCACAAAAUAGCAGCAAAACACAAUGACAAAGAUACAGAAAAGCAAUGUUAAUUUUUUUUCAAACCAUGCUGGGAAUUUAUCCAUAGCAGCUCAAUAAAAAUGGAGCAUCCACUCCUCUUCUUUUCUCUUUUUUCUUUUUUCUUUUUUUUUUUUUUAACUUUUUUUCUCCUUUUUUCUUUUUUUUUUUUUCUCUGUUCCUUUUUUUUUUGUUUGUUUUGUAUUGUUUUUACAAUCAACACCUUAGCGGCAGUUUUCUCACAUACAUUUCACCAUCACAUUCUCCUCGAGCAUCAACUUCAACAGCUAUGUCCACGUCCCUUCAGCUACUUCCUAAAAUAAUAAUAAAAAGAUACAUAGCCAAGAUGUGCAAAUUUUCUAUUUGUAGCUAAAUAAAAAAAAAAAAAAUGGGGCAUAUACUGGAAUAAGAACUUCUUUCAAGUACUCCAAUUUUCAUAUCUAUUAACUAUGGCGUUUUUUUUCAUGGUUAGCCUGCUAUUGAAAAUGUCUAAGGGGCCAAAUAGACUGCUUGGUUUUGGGUUUGUUCUCUGAAGCGUGUCCUUUUUCUUUAAUAAGCUGUGUUAAAACUGCGACAUCAAGGGUAGAACGAUUCUUUUUUUCAAAAAGGGGCGAUUGCAUUAUUUUACAAAUCAUACUGGCCUUACGAACAUCCUCUGCAAUAAAUAUUCUUUUUAGCCUUAACUAUAAAUUAUAUAUUUUAGUGUUUAAAAACCUUCAGUUGUAAAACAUCUAGAGACAGUCCUUAAACUAUGCGUCCUAUACGUGAACCUUUAAGGCCCCUAAUUUAUAACCAUGUGUUGGCACCAAAGGAUUUCUAAACUUCAACUUUUCUAUAGAAAAGGAUAGGAAGAUAUCCUGGCAAUUUGUGAAUGCAAUUUCUCUCACUGGAACACAACCUUCGGAAAAAAAAAUCACCUUUCCUCUAACACCAUAGUUAAAUGCACUUGCUUUGCAAUUCUGAGUUUGCGAACAAGCACUUAAUAUAUUUCCAAACCAUUCCAUUAAAAAAAAAAAAAACAAAAAAACAAAAA
Messenger RNA from Lagopus muta (rock ptarmigan), 5460 nucleotides. It is a transcript of the gene LTO1, whose product is annotated as LTO1 maturation factor of ABCE1. The coding region runs from base 71 to 469 and encodes 132 amino acids. NCBI's taxonomy places the organism in Eukaryota, Metazoa, Chordata, Aves, Galliformes, Phasianidae. The record is from RefSeq and is a predicted model, not a curated record. The transcript is spliced from 5 exons.